AUGACCAACUCCACUCCCCUCAUGGGCAGAUCCACCUUUUCAUGUGAUCAAAUCAUUGCUGAAAACAUUGCUAUCACAGCACACAAUCAAGCACAUCAAACACGCCAUAACCAAGGUGACACUAAUGUCGAGAACAACAAAUCCCUCAUUGUUGUUCCCCCCACAUUCACCAAUGUUCCUACUAAUCACAACCCCACUACUAACAACACUCCAGUGGCUUCUUCUUCCACCAUCGUUAGUAAUACUACUAUCAUCCCUGCAUUACCUAACCCUUCUAUUUCCAAUCCUUCCACACCCAGACCUAAUACUCCCACCUCUUCCACAUCAAAUAUCUCUUAUGCUAGUAUGAUUGCUGCCUUCCAAAAAUUAUCUCCCAACAAACAAGCCUCCCUUCAAUCUUCCAUCAAUGCCUCCAUAGCUACCUUGUCAUCAUCUAACACCCCCGCUCUUUCCACUAGUACCUCAUCCUCCCUUAUCUUUGACAUUACCAAUGAGCACAUGGUCCAGAACCACUCCAUCAACAACUCUUACGGUAUUCAUACAUACAUCUUAGACCUGGCCAGGAACCAUCAACACAUUUCAUUCUCACUUCUCACCACCAAAGUGUCCAAACAUUUCUUCCUUGAAUCCUCCACUCUCAAAUUUGUUACCUUUUACUCCUCACAUUGUGGCACUGUUCCUACAAAAUGCCACCUCAUAAAUAUCUCACAAUUCCCCACAGAAUCCUCCAUCAGCAUCUCUGAAUGGCACAAGGCUUGGGCACAUUAUCUUCAUUUCCUCACAGAUCAUGCCUCUCCUGAGAUUCAUGAUUGA
Molecule: messenger RNA, 813 nt
Organism: Suillus subaureus
Lineage: Eukaryota; Fungi; Basidiomycota; Agaricomycetes; Boletales; Suillaceae
Exons: 1
Coding region: 1-813 (270 amino acids)
Source: RefSeq, a predicted model, not a curated record